AUGUGUGGAAUGUGACGGCUUAAUCCAUGUGGCACCAUCUGACAGGAUCUCUGUGAUCCAUUGCUUGGUGGCGCAUAAUUUAAAGGGAUAGUUCACCCAAAAUCGAGGGUCUUCUGGUUAGUGUGGGAGUGGAUGGUACCAUCUCUUUAAGUUUUAAAAUGACACAAAAGGGUGAUUCUCACGAAAUUAGACUUAUGAGGUGUCAUAUAACAUUUUGAUAAAAAGUAAAUGCUAUGAAAAUAAGAAGCAUACAGUUACAAACAUCUCUUCAUGUACUAUUUUGCACAUGAUUUCAAAUGACAUCAAACCAAUUUUGUUGUUUUUUCCACAUUUAAGUGGAAAAUUUUCAUUACCGCAACGACUGGAUUUGGGUUCUUUGACAUGGAAAAUUUAUAAUUAAAAAAUCUAAAAAAUAAAAAGCUUCAGUGCAUGUUAUACUAUAAACAUUUACAGUAAAGAAACAUGUGGUGUUUAAUGAUCAUUGGUAAAUGUAGAGACAAUAAUAAGGAAUAUAAGUGUGUCCAAGACCAAUUUUCUCAUCCUCCGCAACAUUUUUCAAUCAUUGUUUCAAUCAUUGCAAGGAACUAACAUUUUAAAAAACAUUUUUGGAAGGGACAUAAUUGACUGUGACACUCAAGAUAUCUACCAGGUAAGCAGUUCUUAUUUUUUCUCUCCACAUAAAAGUUAAAACUGUGUUUGUCAUAGUACCUAGACAACUUUUUAGUUCUCAUUACGGAAACAUGAGUUUGUAAAUGCAUAUAUUUAAUGUAAUAUCAUGUUGCGGUAAUGAUAAUUUUUGAUAAUGAUAAACUAAAAAAAUUUAAUAAUUCUAUAGGAAAUAUUUUUAAAUGCUUUAAAAAUAAUGGUUAUAGUAAAUUCAGACCUUAAUCUUAUAUGUGCAAAAAAUUGCCUUCAAAGGCUUUUUAAAAAUUCUGAUGCUGGACACCUUCUAAAUCUGGAUUUCGUGAGAAUCACCCAAAAGUGAUAAACAAGUAACUUAAUUCGAAAUGCCAAAGAAGCCAAAUGUUUUAAGUGCCCUGAAGGCAUAUGAAAGGGUUUGGUGAAAAACAAGCUAAAAUAUAAUUAAUUAUUUGAUAAAAGCAUAUCCUUCAAUGAACAUUCAGGAUGUUUGCUUUAAAUUAAUUUGCUACGGUGGUAUUCACAAGAAAUUGGAAUAAAUGUCAAAACACUUAAAAUACAUGACUCGAGUCAAAUUUUGUUAUCUAUUUAAUAUUUCUUGUCUCUUUUAAAGGCUUUACUGGUCUGCCUCUAUCACCAUCCACUUCUUUAGUAACCAGAAAACCACAACACUUUUUAAAAGUUCUGCAUUAGGGUUCUGAAGAGCAAAGAAAGACACUGAGGGUGUGUAAAUAAGGACAACAUUUUCAUUUUUGAGUGAACUAUCCUUUCAAGCUUGACAAAGUGAUGACUUAAAUAAUGUAAAGUGCUUGUAAAUAGUUAAAAGUCCAGUAAAUGCAAGGAUCAGCUGACUGGUACUUUGGGAUCCAUAGUUUGGCUUCGGUAUAUAAAGUUUCUUUGAUCUUAAGUUCAGUAGAAUGGCCUAACUCCAGCUCACAUGAUAUUUUACCAGGCUCUUUGAAUGCCUCAUGUCAAACGUUGCAGCAAAGGUUAGUCAUGUGUAUGGAGAGAACGUAACACAGGCUGGGAGAGUCUUCAUCACAGGCGCCUUUUGAGUCUUCGGCUGUAAAUACAUUGGGUUUGUCUGCCAGCCCCCUUAAAGUGUGGAUGAAUCACAUGGUACGUCACUUGAUUCACUAAAUGGGCAAUCACAAAACGUAAAGGCCACAAAAGAAUGCUUGUGAAGUCACAUGGCUGAGGCGGAUUAAAGCCAUAUAACAUCUUCCCCCAAACACUCAUUUUCCCUUUUUUGUUUGGUUGCUCUUUGCUGUUGAGGUAACUAUGAAUUGGUGAUGCUUGGUCUUGAACUUCUAACCUGUUCUUACUUUAAAUCCAGUGAGAAGGAAAAUAGCCACGACUUGUAAUCUGGGUCUCGUGCUCGACUCCAUCAGAGGCCUUUGGCAGCAGGGAGAAAAGCAAAGCUUACUUUCUUCAACCAAACCAGACCACCACCUUCUCUUUUUUAAGUUCACAUUGUAAAUCUGACUCGUGUUCAUUAUUGCUCAGCUAUGCAGUAGAAAUCAGAAGAUCCAAGCAAUCUUGCAUGCAUUUGGAGAACCAUGACUCUCCUAACCGAGGAUCAGCCUUGCAGGUUCUCUGGACCAGAGAGCCCAAUUGCAUCUAUAGAGCACUACCCACAGGACUCCGGGUUAAAAGAGGACUAUGUGGACAGUAUGGAACCAGCUGUGUUCGGAGUUGUCGAACCUCCAAAGAGGUCCAGAGGAAGGCUUAUCAUGCACGGCAUGGUUAUGUUCGGAAGGGAAUUCUGCUACGCCGUCGAGGCGGCAUUCGUCACACCGGUGUUGCUGAGCGUUGGACUCCCAAAACGCUUGUAUAGCUUGGUGUGGCUCAUAAGUCCUAUUUUGGGCUUCAUCCUGCAACCCGUAAUUGGCUCGGCAAGCGACUACUGUAGGUCCCGGUGGGGCCGCAGGCGACCAUACAUAUUGUUGCUGGCAAUUAUGAUGUUGGUGGGGUUAACUUUAUUUCUAAAUGGAGAUGCGGUGACAUCAGCUACGAUACAGGACAAAGAUGUUAAAAGGACGUGGGCCAUCGUUGUAGUCAUGUUUGGAGUGGUGAUGUUUGAUUUUUCGGCAGACUUUAUUGACGGACCCAUCAAAGCUUAUUUGUUUGAUGUGUGUUCUCAUCGAGAUAAAGAAAGAGGUCUGCAUUAUCACGCCUUACUCACAGGUUUAGGUGGAGCUUUUGGAUACCUGAUAGGAGCCAUGGACUGGGGUCACUCUGCAUUGGGUCUCGUGCUCGGUUCGGAGUACCAAGUCAUCUAUUUUUUUUCAUCCUUGACCUUGGGCUUUUUUCUCACUGUGCAUCUUUUCAGCAUCCCGGAGAUACCACUGAGCAAAGACACCAGUUCAGACUCACUCAGCUCUCUCCUCCUGGAAGUUUCUCAUAACGGCGGCUACGGCUCUGUAUCCAAAGAGCUGCCGCCUGAGCCUGAAAUAAGGCAGCGUUCCUUCUCUGCUCUCAGUGAAGCGAAUGCGGUUACGCCCAGUGCCAAGCAGCCUAACAGCGAGGUGCAGAAAAGGAUGACCCUGAAAUCUUUGCUGUCAGCCAUGAUUAGCAUGCCCAGCCAUUAUCGUUGUUUGUGCAUGAGUCAUUUGCUGGGCUGGACGGCCUUCCUGUGCAAUAUGCUUUUCUUUACUGACUUCAUGGGACAGAUCGUGUAUAAGGGGAACCCAUAUGCCGAACAUAAUUCAACCUCCUAUGUGACUUAUGAGAGAGGAGUUGAGGUGGGCUGCUGGGGUUUGUGCAUCAACGCCGUCUCCUCUGCACUCUAUUCAUACGUGCAGAGGUUGCUCCUGCCAUACAUUGGUCUGAAGGGUCUGUACUUCCUUGGCUACUUUAUGUUCGGUUUGGGAACCGGUCUGAUCGGGCUGUUUCCAAAUAUCGUAGCCACCCUGACGCUGUGCGCCGUGUUUGGUGUAAUGUCCAGCACACUCUACACCAUCCCAUACAACCUCAUCUCGGAGUACCACAAACGGGACGAGGAGCAAAGGAAAUUGACUGGUGAGGACACAGCUUUGGAGAGCCGUGGUACUGGCAUGGAUUGUGCAGCUCUUACCUGUAUGGUACAGUUGGCUCAGGUCAUAGUGGGAGCUGGACUCGGAGCACUGGUCAACCUGGCAGGCAGUGUCAUUGUAGUGGUGCUCUCUGCCUCAACAGUCUCUCUAUUCGGCUGCAUUUUUAUUGCUGUCUUUAUGUAAUGUAUGCAUUAAAGUUAUUACAUUUUUCCCAGUU
Molecule: messenger RNA, 3891 nt
Organism: Paramisgurnus dabryanus
Lineage: Eukaryota; Metazoa; Chordata; Actinopteri; Cypriniformes; Cobitidae
Gene: slc45a2
Product: solute carrier family 45 member 2
Biological process (GO): transmembrane transport
Cellular component (GO): membrane
Molecular function (GO): sucrose:proton symporter activity
Source: RefSeq, a predicted model, not a curated record